GCAAUCAUGAAUCGCAGAUCGAUCAUCGCCGGGAGCAACGGGGGACAGAGGUCACGGUGUGACGCUUCUCACAGACUGUUAUCGCUGGCAGCGAUGCGGCUGGCAGCACUAUUGGCGACGCCCACAUCCACGUACAUCUUCCAUUUAGUUAUAUGCCGGGCGGAGACCAGGCACAACGGCCUCCGUGCGGAAGCGAUGCCUGCUCAGAUGGCCGGGUGGCGCACGGUGGAUAGGGCCAUCCACACUCGCUUAGCAAGUGCACACUGGCGCGCUGAUGCGGUGUGCAAGCGAGCCUUCUGUGCUUCUACUUGGCAAUUUUGCGGCUUGGACCCCUUCCUCCAUUUAGCAUCGCCGUUCUGCGCUUGCCUCCCCCCACGACGUGCUGGCUUCCACUCCCUGCUCAAUUCCUGCCAGCCCUCUGCCCGAGCCAGACGCCGGGCGUCGACGGAGUAUUGGAGUCAGAGCAUGCCGCCCGCGAGUGGGUUCGGGGCCCUGCAACUCAUCCUCAGCAUAUCCGCCGCGUACCUCAACCUGGUCCUUUACACCUGCGAGCUCGUGCUUGCCGUACGCUACCUCCGACGGAAGCACCCCACCCCACCCCGGCCCAUGCACAAGGCCGCCGUCAUUCUGCUCCUCCUUUCCGACACCGCAUCGACCUUCACGUUCUGCUUCACGGGCAUUCGCACGGCGCUCAAUGGACCACUCCCCGAGAUACUCCCGCGCAACAUCGGGCGCUUUUUCGGCCCGUUUGCGGUCGUGAUCACUACGACGUACCUCUCCGGCGCAAUCGAGCAGCUAUUCCUCUGCAAUUUGUUCUUUGUCCUCACGCGCAACCGCCCCGUGAGCCUCCUGCUGCUAUUGAUGACUGCGGUGCACCUCGGGUUUGCGUGGGCGACAGGGAUCGUCGCGGCCGUAAGGCAGAGCACACAAGGAGUAGCGCUGAUGACGGCCAGCGUGGGCGCGAUCAUGUGCGCCGCAACGGACAUUGUCAUUGCGGUCGGGCUCGGCUGGAAAUUCCUCGCGAUGAUGCGCGAUACGCCAGAGGAGCAUUCGAUCAGGACCCUGCUUUAUAGAAUCCUCAUGCUCACCGUCUGCUCUGGCGCGCUUGUCGCAGGCAACACCCUCAUCGCGAUGAUCCUCCUACUCAACCACUCCCUCGCAUUCACAUUCUUCUUCACGUGCCAGGGGCGCGUCUACGCGCUCACCCUCCUCGGCAACUUCCUCAUCGGGAUCCCCGCGCAGCGUCGGCGCGUCGGCCCGCCCACGAUCAACGUCGGCACCGGCUCGCACUCGCUGCCCAUCUUCCGCACCACCGCUGGCGACGGCGACGACCACUUCGACACCGAGCUCUCGCCCACACCCACCGCUGCUCGUCAUGGUGACCCCGACCGCAAGUUCGCCCCCGCCGGUGCGCCAACGCUGCCUUACAUCACUGCGCAGGCGGCCACGUCCCAUUCGCUCCACCUCCCCGGGAUGAGCAGCGUCGACAACAGCAGCUCCGGCUCCGACUCCACACCGUCCGCGCACACCAAGUCCAAGGCCGCCUCGUCGGGCCGCAGCUCUGGCUCGCUCGACCAUGAGCGGUGA
Molecule: messenger RNA, 1587 nt
Organism: Mycena indigotica
Lineage: Eukaryota; Fungi; Basidiomycota; Agaricomycetes; Agaricales; Mycenaceae
Exons: 8
Coding region: 7-1587 (526 amino acids)
Source: RefSeq, a predicted model, not a curated record